AUAAAAUGGCCAUGACAAGGGACCAUGUUCGUCUUCUCAAAAGGCAUCGGUGCCAUCUGGUGGACAAAAUCAGCAAUGAAUCGGUGAAAGACAUAUUGAACUUUUUGGAACAAGAAGGUAUUUUCACAAACCGUGAAGGGGAAGCUGUAAAAACUAUGUCAACAAAGGAAGAAAUGGUGGGGAAAUUAUUGGACAUUUUAAGCGGGAAAUCUGAGAAGGCAUACCCAUUGUUUCGACAAUCCUUAGAAAAUUGUUGUUACGGGCAUUUGUCUGAAAUGCUCAAGUAAAUGUUCGUCGAUGGAGGAAAAAAUAGCAAAAAUCUUCCUGUUCGUUUUGAGAUGGCCACGAAUGAUUGACACGAACUGACAACAACGUUUCUUAACAUUGAUUUGCCAUGUUGUUAGUCGGCUUCGAUAAGCAAUAGAAGAUAAUUCGAUAAUCUACAAGUUAAAGUACUUUGUGUAGAAGGAAAACCAAGCGUAUGCCUCAUUGGUCUGCCGCAAUUAAUUUUUUAAAACUGGACAGCAGACCUUUUCUAGGCCAAGAAGGUGGUUCGUUCGAACCCUCUCUUUAUUCCUCCUUCAUUCCUUAUAUUCCUUAUGCAAGCUGUGACUUCAGGGACCACUUCACGUUUCAUCAGGACACACACGACGUGGCGGAUUUUUUUUUUCUGCAGAGACGAAACUUUUUGUGGAUCACACAAUCAUGUUCGCUUCCUGAGUACAUUCUGCUGUUAAUUGUGUAUAAAUUUGCUGACAUUUGGCGGUGUCUUUUGAAAUUUAUGGACACUUUUAUCCACGUGGAAAUCGCUGUAUAUCACCACUAAUGUCGUAAAUUUGAAUAAAUGAUUAUGAAUAUAUUAUCAAUA
Molecule: messenger RNA, 868 nt
Organism: Lingula anatina
Lineage: Eukaryota; Metazoa; Brachiopoda; Lingulata; Lingulida; Lingulidae
Biological process (GO): regulation of apoptotic process
Molecular function (GO): protease binding; death domain binding
Source: RefSeq, a predicted model, not a curated record